CGGGCAUGAAACAUAGUGUGAGCUUGGAGAGGAAUGUGAAAGAUUCCUUUCACCAAAACAAGCAUCGAAAGAAACUUUCAGAUCCUUUGCGGACAUGUAAGAGAAUCACAGAUGAAUUCCCUGAUACCCGCUGAGGCGAGAUUCUUGACUUUAGGAAGCAAAGGAGUCGGCAAAUCAGGUAGGAGAAACGUAUUAUCUUUGAAUCCGUUAGAGAGACGCAACGAUACAGGGUUGUUUGAACGAUCUGGAGUUUCAUGUUAGACAGUUCUGAGCUUUAGAGAACAUAAAAGAUUCAUUUCCCACGAAAGUGCAGCGAGUGGUUUCAAUGUUAAUUGAUCAAACCGCAAUCGACUAAACACAACCGUACCACUCCGCAAGGAAAGAAGUCGGUCAAGCAAAAAUUAAAUCGUCUCAACUUCAUGUGUUACGUGCAUUCACUUUUCAAAAACAAACUGAAAAAAAGUUCUGUUGCUGCACUGUGCAGAUUUUAGCUAUAUGACUUUUUAUUUUCCGAAAAAGUUUGCAGAUAGCGUUUAAAGCCAAUUCACACUCAAUAUCUUUCUGUAAGCGGCAUUUGAAAGUUAUCCAUUAUCAAGCGCAAAUUAAAUCAACGUGUACAGAAAAUGUGGUAUUUAUGCAGAAUAAGGAAAAAAAGGAAGAUAUGUUUCUUUUAUCCAUAUAUAGAAUCACUUGCUAUCUAAAAGAUGACCACUCAAAACAGUACUUUAGGACUCUUUGUUGAAAGUAUUCAUUAACAAAACAGUCACGAAACGGUUAACGAGUUUGUAUUUAUUUUAUCUGUUUGUGUUUAUAACCUUAGGACAAUAACGUGAUAGAAACUUAUUGAAUUCAGUUUGCCGAUGGUCAUGUGCGAGAAAUCAAUCAGACGUACCUUUUGCGAAUAAUUUUUAAACCCUGUGCCCUGGUUAUUGCUGAUGACACACAUUUCAUAGCUGUUCUGCCAGUGAUCAAGUGUUCUUCUAAUAAUAAUUCUGCUUUUUUGAUGUUUCCCGUCAGAGGACCCCCAAACAUCCCCCCACCCCACUACCCCAUCCCAAUCAUCUUGACCGACGAAACGUGAUAAUAUUGUUGUGAACAAAUUCAUCCAUUUAUUAGACGUUACACCGUUCUUUGUUGAAAGUGAUUCGCUAUAGAGAGAUUCGUUAUCAUAGAUCUUUUUUUCGGAAGCAAAAUGCAAUUACCAAAUUUUAUCCGGUUUUAUAAUAUUAUCUCAUUUACAUCUGUUUUUUUUAAUGGGCUGCAAUCGGGGAAUGUACUACAGUGAAACUUGAUUUAGGCGGAAAACCACGGGAAUCUGGCUAGCGUCCGUUCAAUAGAGGGUGUCCGUUAAACAGAAGACCAAAGAAGCUAAUGCAGGUUUUAAUUGAUAAAUUGUGCAAUAAUAACAAGUGUAAUUUAUCAAAUGUUCUGAGCCAUUUUCUACAUUUCAAUUCGUGAAUUUUCCACCUUUCUUUAUUAAUUUACUAGUAGCAUGAAAAGAUACAUGGGGGAGCAUAUCCACCUGUACAAAUGUCCUAAAUCUUCUCUCUUUUUACCACCCAGCCACCCAGCCAGUCCCUCUCAGCACUUAGCGACAUCAGCUCCUCAUUCCAACUGCAAAUGUUUGCUUCAGCUUUUCUUUAUACUUCGAAGUAGUGCGUCUUCCUUUCUCCUCUUUUUGUCCAGUUGAGGACAUGUACAAAGUUCGUGUAACACUUUCUAUUACGUGUACUGACUCAAAUCAUUCUUAGGGUACGUGGUUUCCGUGCCAGAAAAGCGGAACCUGAAAGAAAUCAACUCUAGUUUCCAGACCAGAAAAUAAACAAAAUGUGUCUCGCACUGGAAAUAGAUACGUUUACCACAUGUUGUUCGCCUGAAAACAAAUGAGAUAAUUGACACCGUGCAUGUUUUUUUUUUCUCUUUUCAUCAGGCCGAUGGAUUCUAGGAAAAUACUGUAAAAGAGAACAAAAACAAGCGUCAAAUACGCGUUAUUGAUAAAUCAUAGAAUCCUUGCAAUAAUAACAACAAUGAACAAUAACAAUGCACAACAAUGAAUAUUAGCUAAGUGAGUGAUGAGUUGGAGCCGACUAGAAAGUAGAGAUCGAGGUUUUACAAAAAUGAGCAAACAACGCCUGUUAGAUAACAACCUGGGCACUAGAAAAUGAUGGAGUGUUGAAAGUAAUCCAGCAAUGGUUUUGCCGUAUUGAGCGCUAUGAACGGUCUUCAUAACGCUCAAUAGGUUUCGCCCCAUGGCAAGUUCACCCCAUACCAGUUCGCCCCCAUUACGAAAAGCUCACGUCAUCAACCUUGACAAGUCCGUCCCCAUUUUUUCUUCAACUCGUUUCCUUACGGCAGAAUGUGUUCCUUCAUAAGAAGAGGGGAAUAAUGACGGUCUUAAAAAAGAUUCUAAUAUGUUCGACUCGUCGGAAAAGGAACACGUUCUGCCUUACGGAAACAACGCCCCUAAGCAAGCCAGGGACAGGCUUGUAAAGGCAAGGGCGAACCGAACCGAAUAGGGCGAAACCCCUGGAUACAUUGUGAUUAUUUUGGUUUUGGGUUUUUACGACUCUCAAGCAAAAGAAGUUCUUCCUGGACAAAAUGGGUAAGGGAGAUGCUGUAAUUUUAAUUUGCUUUAAGAUUUCUGUUAUAAUAGUCUUAACAUUUUACAUCAUUUUUAUCACCAGCCUUAACUGUUCGUUUUCUGACGAAGAGAUUUAUUGGCGAAUAUCAGUCACUUAUGCGUAAGUAGAGAAUUUAAUAAGAAUUUAUCAAUAUGCGUUGUUUCUCUGCGACACCAAAACUGAACAUUUUCUGUUAUUGUUUGAAUUGAACUGUUUGGAAAUGAUAACAAGAUUUUUCUCCCAACCCACGCAUGCACCCCUAAAGUGAUCAACUAACUUGAGCUCCAUGAUUUGUUUUAUCCACAACGUCGCACGCAAACCAAUUCAAUCACAAAUUUUAUGGCCACGCUUAGCAUCAAAAGAAGCGCGAUGUGUCUGAGCGCCACAAAAAAAGUUUCUUUUUAAACUCCCUGACUUGUCCCUCCGUCUGUGCUCCACACCUACAUCAUGUCUCGUUUACCGACUGAACCCUUAAAAUAGGUUAGUAUUCCUGCCUCUGAGGGUUCAUUUUCGACUGACAUCACAUAUCAUUCUUCCCCAUGGUAUAUAAAAGACUCAUCCAAAACCGUUAGUAGACAGUUUUUAGUCAAACUAAUUGGAGCAACAAAUUGUUUCGGUUGCAUAGUCCUGGCCAACCGACCGUUAAACAUUGUAUUAAUCACCGACUCUCUUGUGCGUUAAUGUUUGUGUUCUCUGAACCAUGUCGGUUACUCUUUCUUAAUUUACUAGACAACUAACACGCACAUUAGUACAUUCGAUUCAUGCUCUCCAUUCUUUGCCUAUUUUGGCCAAAAUUCACGGAAUGAAGCAUGCUACAAGCUGACGCAGAGAUGGAGCCUGCGGGGUCAUUCGGCCACGUGCUUGAAUUCAAGCAGUGAACAUUCAACCGUUGAGAAAUUAGUGAAGUGAUUCAGGCUCUCUGUAUUUACUUAACAACACAAUACACGCAACUUUUAAUAUUCUAUUGAGGGUCACUGAUUAGAGCAAUCCUUGGUGCGCAAUGGAAACCGAAAAAGAGAAUCGAACAAUGAAUUGAACUUUCCCGCAUUGCUGAAAUAUAAUUUUGUUUUUAAGCAAUCAGGAAUGCCACAUGUUCAUCUCAAUAAUUGCUCAUUUCCUGGUGUUAAGUUGUGUAAUGAACAUUUAAUGCUCUGCUAAAGUGGAUUAAACCACACAAUGAUAAGAUCUUAGUUCGAACUUAAAGCCGCUUCAAGACAGACGUUUCCAUGGCAAUGUAGCAUUGGACUCCACUACUCCCUUACCAGUAUUCGUCUGCCUGUGGGAAUUGAUCAAAACCAAGCAGAACUUCUUUCACACUGAAAUAAACAAUUGUCUUAAGCCUCAGCCCUAAAUUAUGAGCACAAGCUCUCAGUUCAAUGAACAGAUAAAGUUAUUCUUAGAUAAACAUCAACAGAUUUUGUACGUCAGGUUAUGAUAAUUUCAUGUUUUGAAUAUUUUAACAUUUAAUAAUUGUUUGCAUUCUUUUCAAAUACCUACAAUAAACUCUUGUUCUCUAAUUCUUGAUUUCAGAAUUAACCUACAGUCACAAAAUCAAGCUGGACGAUGAAUUUCUAACAUUUGAGUUUCGUGAUACCAUUGAAAAGGUACGAAUUAAUGUAUUCUGAAGGUCUUUCUGACGGCUUCGCCAAGUUUUAAAAGCUUCUUUUGUUUACUAAACAUCAAUUAAGCGUAGGUGACGUUUGGAUUUGGCUUACCUCCGACAAAAGACUGAAUCUAAUUCAUUUUUUAUUAGGUAAUGUUCACAUCGCCCUAUUUAUUUUGUAGAUAUUUUAAAAGAUAGUUGUUCCUCUGUCGUUUUUUACAUACAUCUCAUCUGUUUUUAUCUUACUAUAUGCCUUGCCAUAAAAAGUCAGCUAUCGAAUUUUACUCUGUGACUUGUUGUUUGGACAGACUCCAUUCGUAUGUACAUAUAUGCUCUUAUAUACAGAUUUCUCAGCUUAACAAUAAUAUCUAACUUCUUCUAUAAUCACGGUAAUUACAAUCAUCCUGUGCUAAUUAUAUUUGAGGCCCAUACAUAAAGGGAAAUCAUUCUGCUAAGUUUUUAAAGUUUCGAAAAAUCUUUUGCCAAAAUGUUCGAAUUUUUCACGAAAAGGACUAAGGCUCCAAGUUCAAAACAACGACAAGUACAAACUGCUAAGUCGUUCAGUCCUCAAAAUCAACAGCUCAUAGAAAUUGAAUCCAACGUUAUGCUCACGCCUUCGUAUGCACUGCGCGUUUAAUUAGGCACAUAGAAAUUUUGUUCCCGCGGGGGCCAUGCGAUUGUUUGACGGAUCACUCGUGCAGCAGCUAUAGAAAAGGGUUAAUCUCAAAAAGAAGUUCGAAAAUUAGAGAUGAAUUGGGACAUUGUGACGUUCAAACGAAAGCCUGUCAAUCUUUCAUGUACUGAUAAGGAAAAAAAAAAAUUUAAGUAAUCUUUGUCAGAGAGUUGAGAAAUUGGGUGGAAAGAGAAACAGCUGAGCACUGUAUCCCACCCAUACAGUUAGGUACCGACCCUACAACCUUCCACACGUCAAGAUCGAUAUCGUAAAAUUCUACUUUGUCUGUUCUUUCGCGGGAAUUUUUCUUUCCUCCGAGGACGUAGAUAUGAUUUCCUACGAAAGCUAUCCCUGCCAGCGCUCUUGAUAUGCACAGAUUAGCUAUGUAUGUCCAGGUGUUAUUCUCUAUGUCAAAAGCCUCACAAGAGCUGUGCGACGAGUACAAAUCAUCUUGGGUUCCCCCUACUACGUAAAGGUUUCCUCCAACAGCUACUCCGCAUGCGUAUGCUCUACGGACCUGCAUGGGUGUGGUCAUGGUCCAGGUGUUUGUUCUGGGAUCAUAUUUUUCAACCGUGCUCAGGUACUUGAACGGGUCAUUGGCAUUAUCGUUUUCUGUUUUUCCACCGAUGGCGUAAAGGUAUUUAUCAGAUACUACGCAUGGACCACCUCUGUUUGAUGUCAUUGGGGCGACCGCUUCCCAGAUGUUCGAGUUCGGAUAGUACCUUCAAAAAAGAAAUGAUCUCUUUUUACCUCAGUCUUUCAUAGGAGCACAACAUUCUUUACACAUGACCUGGCCAACAAUAAUCAAUAUCCUGAUUACAAAACACAACAUUUUCGAUUACCUCAAAACAGUGUUUAGCGGUCUUCCUCUAUGCCAGCCACCUACUGCGUAUAAAGAACCAUUUAGUUCAGCCACACCAAGAGCAGAGAUUUCCUUAGCCAUCGGUGCUACUCCUGCCCAUGUGUUAGUUCUGUGAAAAUCACAUGUAAAGAAGCAUCAAAAUUAUCUUUACAACGAGUAGCUUAGCUUCUCAAAGUGACUAAAACUUACCCCAGCCCCCCACCCCCCGACAUCUUCUCGGGUUUUUAAAACAGUACGCUGGAUUGAACCGGCCAUGGCUCACAUUCAGACCUCCUGGAUUCAUUUCCGUUACACAACGGGCCACUGCAUCACUCCCACUGUGGGUAAAUAACGAUUAAUACCUGACAAUAACCUACCUGUAGUCAUAUCUCUCCAUGCUUGACAGAUGCCCAUUCAGGGAGACUCCUCCCACUGUGAAAAUAAACCCCUCGCAUGCCACAGCGCCGUGACUGAAGCGCGGGAUUAACAUUGGCGCCAAAUUGUACCACUGAUUGACAGAAGGCACGUAACACUGAGUUGAGGAACGCAAUUCGUCUCCAGGUCCCCAGAUCGUAAUGAUGGCAUCUACAUUGGAAUCCAAACAUUUCCGCGUCUUGCAGAUAUCCCUGAUUGGCUGACGCUGAGGUCCAUGUAAUGCAUAUGACUUCAUGGCUUCGUAAAGAAGCUUGGUGCACUCAAGGUUAUUGGUUACCAGUUCUUCAUUUUCAACAUAUUCUGCUAUGUAAUAUUUUGACAUGCAACCCAAGCGAACCUGAGAGAGCAACCGCGGGAAAUUCUCUCUCCUGUUAUUCACGUCAUGUUUGACCCACGAAACGACCGCUUCGUACACCUGUUCCUCCGUCUCCACAAUAACGUCGUCUAAAGUGAUAAGCUUCUCAAUCUCAGAGAGGCAAAGAUGCAGGAAUUCCUCCGAUUUCGAAACAGCCACGAAGUUCUCAAGAAUAAAGCUCUCAGACUUGUCCAUGAGUUCUUCACAGUCAAAUUUCUCUGAAAACGCUCUCAUUGACAGACAAUUUGAAGGAUUUAAAAUUCCUUCUAAGUACUCACUCCCUUUAUCCUUUAAGCUUGUUAUUAACAGGUAAUCAGCAGCGAAAACCAGUUCUUUGACAUUCUCAUCGGUUAUUUCAACUUCUCCCGUGUAUAUGUAAUGAAGCAGAUCAUUCAUCACAAAGGCUCGAAAUCCUUCGAGUUUGACUUCAAGUUGAUGUUUUUCUUUCAUGUCGGAUGUAAACAAACCAAGGAAAUACUCGCUACAUGCCGCUAGGACGUUUUUGUGGGCUGGAAAUUCUUGCCCGUCCACUUGAAGAAUUGUGUCGCACAAUAUCUCCUGCCGACGAAAAUCAUCCAUUCGCUUGUAAAGAUUUUCUUCGUAGUUAAUUCGUGGCUGGCGGAGAUAUCUAUCUGUUUCUUUCAAAUCCAUUACUUUGUCUGAUGGUUUUUAUGUCUGAGGAACACACACUUUCGAUUCCGGUAAUCAAUUUGAAUGAAACACGUGAAAUUCAGAAAAAAAAAUUUAUACAGUAGAGUCCUUCGACGAUCUUCGCUUUCGUCGCUGAGAUGAAUUUUUCCCGUUAUCCAAAUGCCAACAAGCGCAUCCGAUUUUUUUUAAAAAUAAAUAUCACGCUGAGUCGAGAAAGCCAUUUAAAAACAUCAUUGCCUUCCCCGAGACACGUGGCAGGUGUUGUUAUCCUUAUAUGGAUAUGAACAUUGCUUUCAGAUGGCUCUCUGCUUAAUCGAAAUCAUAAAAGCGUCCGUUUAGCUCAUAAGUCAAAAAAAAAAAAAUUAACGAGAGGUCUCGGUAAAAGGAUGAAGAUGUUCUGCCAACGGAAGUCACGAGAACGAAACAUGACAAUUACGAAUACGUCAGCCGCGGCGAUUUUGCGUUUUGAGAUAUGCAAAUAAUUUGUAAGAAAGUGAAUAAUCAUUGACACGAAUUUGAUUUUCGACACACAUUUAGACUUUCGCAACCGGAAUGAUUCAAAUAACAUCGACUCAAAAAUAUGCUUCCUUAUUGCAAGCCGAAAUUUAUUUUCAAACAUAGUAGUUUUUAUAAUUCAGAACGACUUUGAGAAAAAAAAAGGAAAAGAGGAUUUAUUUUCAUGCAUGACGUUAAAAAUUCAUUGACUGUACUUGACAUUUGUUCCAUAAAAGUGCUGGGAAGCUACUGAUUUAACCUUACUAAAGAAAGAUACCCUAAAGCAAAACUGUUUUACUUGACCUCGAGACGAUUAUUACAAUUUUUAACAUAAAGGUCAGAAAAGCGUGUUGCUCUGAAAAACCGUAUCAUCCACUUAAUAUCAAUGGUGCGUUUAAAAGAGGAAGAGCAAAGGUAGAAAACACUAGCAAAAAAAUUUCUGAAAUUCAGUCUCUGCAAGCCGCUUCGUUCAACUCGACUUUCCUUGAAAAAAUUUCAAGAAAAGUAUUUCUUCAAUGGAAACUGAGAACCACUCACGAAAUUGAAUCUUAUUUCUACAAGAAGGCUUAAUUAAAUAUGAAGACCCCAAACUCUGUGAAAAUUUGAGUGGAUUCAGGACAAACGCAUGUAUGUUUUGUAUUAACCAAUUCAAAUAUCCUUUAAUUGCUGACAAACUUUUUCAAAUUCAAAUGAUACCAAGUUCUGUUGAUAAUUUAUAUAUGCGACAGUUGUGCGUGGAUUCCGUCUGCAAUCAAUCAACUGCGAUCAAUUCUGCACGAACAUUUGGGUCAAAAUAGAAGAGACAACUAUUUUAAGAAUAAGAAGUCGCUAAAAAAUUGGGGUUCUAUAAUAACAGGGUUUUACUUUCACGUGCCAUGGAACCAGAUGAGUUUCCAAAGCACGUGGAAGUUACUCGUGAGGGAGAGCACCCUAUCCAGGGGUGAAGCAGUUAACAAAAGCCUCAGACGAUGUGGUCCAUUUGGUUCAUUCUUGUAUAGGCCUCUAUGGAAUUUUUUUUUUCUUGCUCUGAUAUCUUGUUCCCUUGUUUCCAGAGCGAUACGUCUCAAGUUGAUAAAGACAUCAAAUGGGCCGACGCUUUUCUCGUGGUGUAUUCCAUCACGGACAAAAACAGCUUUAAUAAUGCCAUACAUCUGGUUGAAGCAAUCUACGACGGCAAAGGCACAGAUGAAUUGCAUGUCGCUCUGGUGGGAAACAAGAUAGAUCUGGAGCAUUUCAGAAAAGGUAAGAAAACAGAUGUCUUAAAAAAAACGCCUCAGACAAACAGCCCGUCGGGUUCAAAGACUGAAACCUUAAAAGAAAUCCGUCAACCAUGACCCAAACUACUUCGUGAUGAUCAGUGAAACUUUAAAAGUCACGAUAAUUUUGAUAUGACCUUGAGAGAGGAAACGGAAGACAAAUGUCAAAGGUAUUCAAUAAAUAUUAUGAUACAGAAUACACCACGGAACGUGGUUGCAAAAAAAAUGAAACCAUCGAUCAUUAACCCUUGGUGGGUUUUCUGAACAUCCGGAAAUGAAUUUUUGAAAUUCUGACCCUUUGUGCCUGAAAAAGACCAUUCCAAAAUACUACUGACCCAAACAUUGAUAAGCCGCUCAUCCUUAGUUUAUGCUUUUCAGUAACCACAAAGGAGGGCCAAUCGGCUGCUGAACAGCUCGGAUGCAUGUUCUUCGAAGUUUCCGCUGCAGAAAAUUACGAUAAUGUUCAGGAGGCGUUGAAUGUUGUCUUCCGAAGGGUGGCGCUUCACAAGAAAUACUUGCGACAGGAGAAGGAAAAGCGAAAAAACACUAAUCCACAGAUAGAGAAAAAGAAACAGAAAUUUGGAAAUUCUCUUUUCAACUGGAAAAACGAGAAAAAGAAAAGUCCAAGACGAGCAGACACACUUUAAUUUUAAAAUUAGUGUUCUGUUGACUAGACUGAUUUUCGACGACCUAAAUUUUCCUACGAGUUAUCAAGCUGGGCUAGUAACAGUUUGAUGAGGUCUUCUCGUGCCUUUCUUCUUGACUGCGAUAAAAAUAAGUUCCCUACAAGAUUAAAAUACCCGAAAAGUGACUAUAGGACUCUCUCUGAAUCAGUGUUGUUGUCCAAACGCAACGUGUGUACAAUACAGAAGGGUAGUCAGCGAUGAUAGGUUUUUAUUUUCCUAUUUACUUUUACAAGAAACGAAAUUUACUUGUCAAAAACACUUAUCAAACGUUGAUUACCCCACUUUACCACAAUUAAGGCCUAAAUUCACGCUCUGAGAGCUCUUUUGCUAAAAAUCCCUGACAAAUCAUGAGAAAGGCUUCGUGAAGCUAGCCAUUUGUCUUGUAAAACAAACCUGCUGACCUUAGUGGGGUGUAUUACUAGGAGGAUAAAAGAAAAUUGUGGUCGACUGAUAGCGGAAAGGGAAAUGGUAAGAACUGGCUUUGGAAAGCCGUAGGCCUAUGAUCAUCUCAUGACAUACAGAUAUCCCGAGCGAUGCAAGAGUGCACUUCUUGUGCAGCGCUCUGGGUUAGAACAGUUUGAAGUUUGAAUACUGCGCGACAGAACUACGUGUAUUCAUAAAUUCCAAAUAAAGCCC
Messenger RNA from Pocillopora meandrina, 10252 nucleotides. The record is from the annotation of a GenBank genome assembly. Lineage: Eukaryota; Metazoa; Cnidaria; Anthozoa; Scleractinia; Pocilloporidae.